Messenger RNA from Chenopodium quinoa (quinoa), 5898 nucleotides. Its product is annotated as nuclear pore complex protein NUP214-like. Gene Ontology annotation, biological process: RNA export from nucleus. The record is from RefSeq and is a predicted model, not a curated record. Lineage: Eukaryota; Viridiplantae; Streptophyta; Magnoliopsida; Caryophyllales; Amaranthaceae. The coding region runs from base 544 to 5640 and encodes 1698 amino acids. Gene Ontology annotation, molecular function: structural constituent of nuclear pore. The transcript is spliced from 17 exons.
UGUGUUGGGUCAUUUGAUUGAUUUUCCAUAAAAAACGCACCUAACCAUACCCAUGACUCGGCUAGUGUGGAAUCCUGUGGAUCUCAUCAUCGACAAUUCGACACACAUGGUAAUGUGUCGUGUCAUGUUAUUUUUUCCGUGCAGAUUAUGUCGUAUUUAAAAAAAAAAACAUGUAAACACGACUAAUAUUCCACAAUCCACGCACAUUACCAUAUUAAUUAUCAUGCAUCGAUUGUGCUAAUUUUAUAUAAUUAUAUGUUAUAUCAUGUCAUGCUGUAUCGUGCCCUUGUUUCGGAGGCCAUUCCUUAAUAGGUUAUUGUCAUCCCUUUCAAAAAAAAAAAAAAAAAAAAAAGGUUAUUGUCAUUAUUCAUUAGGAGGCCAUACUCAAUAAUCAAACACAACCUUGAAGCAUUGAACAUAAUUAACUUCACUCUCCUCCUCACUAGUUUCUCAUUCCCGCCUAAACCAGGGAUUUCACUCUAAUCCCCAAUUUCUCCUGCGAAAACACCAAGUCGAAGAAUCCUCAAUUCAAGCUCGUCAACAAUGGCGGUUAUCAGUGAUUACAGUUCAAGCAAGAAAACCUUACAAGUUGAAGAACAAGUUGAAGGGGAACGUAUCGAAACUAAUGACUAUUUCUUCUGCAAAAUCGGCGAUUCUAUUCCUAUCAUGUCCGACGGCUCGAUUUUCGAUGCAAACAAUCCUCCUGCAAAACCCUUGGUUAUAUCUGAAAGUUCCGGUCUCAUAUUUGCUGCUCAUUCUACUGGAUUUUGUGUUGCGAACAUUACGGAUGUUAUUGCGGCGGCCAAGGAGAUUAAGGAUAAAGGAAGUGGUCCUUCUGUUCAGGAUUUGUGUGUUGUUGAUGUUCUUAUUGGUAGGGUUUCGAUACUGGCUCUUUCGACUGAAUGUUCGGUCAUCUCCGCGGUUGUUGAGGGGGAGAUUCAGUUCUUCUUUGUCGAUUCGCUUCUCAAUAUGGAUAAAAAACCUACAUUUUGCUCUUCUGUCGAAUCAAACCCUGUGAAGGACAUGUUUUGGAUCAAUGAGACAGAUCCUUCCUUUAUUGUCCUUACAUCUGGUGGGAAAGUUUUUAAUGGAGCUAUAAACAAGAGUCUAAAACAUGUGAUGGAUGAAGUUGAUGCUGUUGGAAGGAGUGUUGAUGGAAAUUUUGUUGCUGUCGGGAGAAAAAAAUACCUUACUAUAUAUUCUUCAAAAUUAGAAGAGAUUUUACAAGUUCUACUUCCAACAGAUACAUGGACUGACAAGAGUGACACUAUCAAAGUGGAUAGCAUCAAGUGGGUUCGCUCAGACAGUAUCGUGGUAGGAUGUUUUCAGCAGACUGAAGAUGGCAAGGAAGAAAAUUACUUCGUGCAAGUUAUCACGAGUAAAGCUGGAAAAAUCAUCGAUGAUUUUCCGAAGCUCGUUUCAGUGGACUUUAGCGAUCUUUUUACUGGCAUUCUUGAUGAUAUUGUGCCAUAUGGCUGUGGGCCGCAUCUUUUUUUGAAUUAUUUGGAAAAUUGUGAACUUGCUUUUGUUUCUAAUAGGAAGAAUACUGAUCAACAUAUCAUGUUGUUUGAUUGGUCGCAAGGUGACAACCAAGUAUCUGUGGUUGACAUUGAGAGAGAUAAUUGGCUGCCAAGAAUAGAACUUCAAGAAAAUGGGGAUGAAAACUUGGUCCUUGGGCUUUGUGCUGACAAAUCUUCAGUUUAUGAAAACGUGAAAGUCAAGAUCGGAGUUGAAGAGGAGAGAGAACUUCCACCGCAUUGCCUUCUUGUGUGUUUGACACUUGAAGGGAAGCUUGUUAUGUACAAUGUUGCAAGUAUUGCUGGGUCUCAACGCUCAAGUCAGGAUUUAUCUGUUGCUUCAUCUGAUGCGCAAAGCAUAUCUGUUGUUGAACCUUCAAAUGUUAGUAAAGCUCCUUUUCAAUCGGAGGAGGAAAGGUCUAAACAAUCUGUUUUUGAUUUGGGAUUAUGUGAAUCUGAUAAAAAGAAAAUUAGCUCUGCACUUGAUGUUCCUGUUAGCAAGGUUCAAGAGCUACCUGAGCAGAAGGCAUACACUCUUGGUAUUACUAAUUUUGAUCAGAACACCAGAAAGGAACUAAUUUCUGGAAGCAAUCAUCAGAAGGAGGUGGCAGAUGUCAACAACUCUAAGUCUUUUGGACAAUUGGGGCAGGCUGAAGAGGGAAAUUCAAAUCAGUCACCAUUUAAGAGCUUGCAUGGCUUAGGUUCUGCUGCUGGAAAUACUGUUGUAACUGAAAAUUGGAAGACUGAGUAUGGUGAGUUGAAUAGAACUCUAACCCCCCCAACUUCAGGCAGUUUUCUGGGAGGCUCAGGUGUACUGAAUUCAAGAUCUCUAUUUUCACCACAAAGUUUUGACAAAAGUACCGUAUCUGGUAGCCCUUUUACAUCCACAAACAUAGCAAAUAGUUCUGAAAGCUUGUUUAGAAACUCUGGUUCUCGUCCAUCAGAUUCAUUUGUUUCUUCAACGAAAGGUGUGGACCACAGUCAAAAAUCAAUAACUAGCAGUGGCAUGUCUGGCUUACCGUCUAAUAUUCCUGGCUCAAAAAUGUUGCUACAAGAAAGUGGCAAAUUACAGAAUUUAACUGGUCAAAGUGUGCCCCCAAUGUUUGGUAAUGAUAGGAAAUCUUCUCCUCUUGGGCAGCUGAACUCUGAGCAGAAUUUACCCAAGCAAUUUUCCAAUGUACAAAAUAUGGCAAAGGAGUUGGAUAAACUUCUCAAAUCUAUAGAAGAAGAGGGAGGUUUCAAGGAUAUUUGCACAGCUGCUCAUAGAAAUUCUCUUAAAAUUCUAGAGGAAGGCAUGAAUGGUCUCUCUGAAAGGAAUAGAGUGUGGCAGAAUCAUACAGAGGAACAACAUAGAGAGAUCCAACUUCUUCUUGAUAAGACUGUACAAGUUUUGGCAAGGAAAACACACAUGGAAGGUGUCGUGAGGCAGACUACUGAUGGACAAUAUUGGGAUUUAUGGAAUCGUCAAAAGUUAAAUUCAGAACUUGAUCAAAAGCGACUAAACGUGUUAAAUCGGAGUCAGGAUCUGACUAACCGGAUGAUCGAACUAGAAAGGCAUUUCAACAAUCUUGAGCUGAACCUGUUUGGUAAAAGCAGUGGGGAAAACUUGGUUUCUCGAGCUCUCAAUUCCAGAUCUGCGUCAUCAAGGCACAACCAGUCAUUGCAUGCUAUUCAUAAUGCAGCAAUUUCACAGCUAGCUGCUGCAAAUCAACUUUCUGACUCUCUGUCCAAACAAAUGGCUGUACUGAGCAUCAAAUCACCUCCUACAAAACAAGCUACUGUGAAACAGCAAGUGUUUGAGUCUAUUGGAAUACCUUACCCUGAUGGUCCUCUUCGUUCUCCUAGCACAGUAAAGGUGAUGAAUUCUCCUUCAAACAGGCAUCCAUUGGUUUUGUGCUCGGGUGAAACUCGUAAUGAUUCUAAAAGGAUCCAAUUGACGGGUGUAAGCAAUCCUGAGCCUGAAACUGCGAGGAGAAGGAGGGACUCGCUAGAUAGGAAUUGGGCAAACUUUGAGGUUGCUAAAACAACAGUAAAAAGGAUGGUGGUACAGAAUGAGCGCCAGAAGGUUGGAGGUUUGUUUUCUUCAAUGGAUAAGCAAUUUGCUAGUCCUGGCAAAAUGGAAGGGUCAGUAGCCAAUCAUUCCAAGGUUCUUUCUGUGCAAGAUAGAAAUGGACGCAAUGACACAUCACAAAAGCUCAGCGCUGAUACAGCGGCCGUAUCCAAAUUCAAGUGGACUGGAAGCAUCCCUGGACUGUCAGAGGCUGAAACUGAGCAGCCUCUCAGAUGGCAGUUUAAUCAAGGAGAUAGUAUUAAGGCUACCCAAAACAUUUCUUCAUCUUCAUCAUUAUUAUCACCAUUUGUUGAUCCAAAUUCAAAUAAAGGAAAUAUUCAUUCCACUGCAGAAAGACCAGGGUGUCAGAUAGGGAGUAUUGACAGGUCUGGUACUUCUGCAGCUGACACAGUGCCGUCUUUGUUACAGUUUGGCAAAGAAGAAUCACUCAUCCAAAAGAAUCAUUCACAACCAUUCUCCUUCUCAAUAAAAGGUGGUGAAAUACCAACUUUUGGUAAAAAGGAGACUGAAACAACAAAGCCUGUUGGUGAUCAAAGCUUUGUUUCGACUAGUAAGCAAGAUGUUGGAGCCUCACCUUCAUCAGUCUUUCCACCAGUCAACUUUUCUUCAAUACCUAAUCUGAGUAUGCAGACCUUACCAACUACAUCUGUGGUUAGAUCUACAACCAAUACAGAGAUGGCCAAGGAUAACAAGGAAGGCUUACAAUUCUCCUCUUCAGCCUUUUCUGUAUCUUCCUCUCUUGCAGCAUCUUCGUCCUCGUCUACCUCCAGCCAUUUUAAGGAGGUUUCACGAUUCCCGACAUCACCAAUUUCGGUUUCUACUCCACAAGAAGCUCCUGUGAUUUCUCCGUCUUCCAAAAGUACAGAAGUGGUAGAUUCUGAUUCUACUGGACCUUCUAUGAAUUUAGCCGACAAGCUUUCAAAGGUAGGGCCUCAAGUUGCUGCGAAGAAAGAAAGUGCAGCUAAUAAUCUGGCUGCAACUCCACAGUCUCCUGAAAAGUUGGCCUCUACAACCAGUGGCAGCUCAAAUUUUUUGAAUUUGAUGCCAUCUGUUACUUCAGCUGAAGUCCCAAAAGCACUUGCCUCAAGCCCUGAUAUGAACAAAAUUGCAACACAUGUAUCUAAUAUGGUAUCAAAUACUCCAGAAAAGCAAUCUGCAGCAGUCACACCAUCCCCAACAUCUCCUGAAGUUGGAGGUACAGCUGGUGGAAAGAGUGAUAUUGAUGCUACUGUUGCCCAAGAAGAUGAAAUGGAGGAAGUAGCACCUGAGACAAAUCAAACUGCAGAGCUUUCUCUGGGAAGCCUGGCUGGAUUUGGUUUAGGAUCAGCACCCAAUGCUACAACUCCCAAAUCUAAUCCAUUUGGCGGUCCAAUUACUAGUGCACCACAAACUAUGUCGAGUUCAAUAUCUCUAAAUGUUCCUUCUGGAGAGUUGUUCCGCCCUGCAUCUUUUAGUUUUCAAUCUCUGCAGGCUUCCCAACCCUCACAGUCCUCAAAUACAGGAGCUUCUUUUGGUGCAUUUGGUUUUGCGAAUCCACUUCAGCAGGUUUCCUCGGGAAGUGGGUUUGGUCAGCCAUCACAGAUUGGCUCAGGACAACAGGCUUUGGGGUCGGUUCUUGGUUCAUUUGGACAAUCAAGGCAACUUGGUGCUGGCUUACCUGGCAGUGGUUUCGGAAUUCCUCAAUCUCCAGCUGGUGGUUUUCAAAAUACAGCCACAGUUGGUGGAUUUGCAGGCAUUAGUUCUGUGGCCAGUGGCUUUGGUGGCGGUUUUGCUAAUGCAGCUACUAUUGGGGGCGGAUUUGCUGCCGCAGCCCCUAGUGGAGGUGGAUUUGCUGCUGCAGCUCCUAGUGGAGGAGGAUUUGCGGCUGCUGCUCCAAGCGGAGGAGGUUUUGCAGCUGCGGCCCCAAGCGGAGGUGGGUUUGCUGGUGCUGCGGGUGGGGCUGGUGGAUUUGGUGCUUUCGGUAAACCAGUGAAUACUGGAUUUUCUGCGUUUGGUAGCAGUGUUGGAGGAAGACCUGCACCACCAGAGUUAUUUACGCAAAUGAGAAAAUAGUUCGCAAGAAUGGAAACAGUGGUAGACCUCUGAAGCUGAUUUGUGAGCGGCUGAGCCCGUGUAUAUUCAGAGUUCCUCAUGAGGAUAUUACCUUUUUUGUGAUCCUACUGUUUACUGUAGGCUUUUGUUAUAGUGAUUAAAAAAGGUUGCAUGUAAUUUGGAACAAGUGAAUGUGCUUAUUGCCAGCAAAGCAAUAUCAAGCAGUCAUUAUAUCAAGCAGUCAUUUAAUUAAAAUUAACUUCUUGUCCUUGUACUUUC